Molecule: messenger RNA, 2516 nt
Organism: Eriocheir sinensis (Chinese mitten crab)
Lineage: Eukaryota; Metazoa; Arthropoda; Malacostraca; Decapoda; Varunidae
Exons: 9
Coding region: 54-1388 (444 amino acids)
Biological process (GO): amino acid transmembrane transport; L-alanine transport
Cellular component (GO): vacuolar membrane
Molecular function (GO): L-alanine transmembrane transporter activity; L-proline transmembrane transporter activity
Source: RefSeq, a predicted model, not a curated record
GGUUAGUGUUUCAAUCAUUACUGGUCCGUCAACACCACCUGGUAUAGACCAAGAUGGAUGACAAGACUUCCAUCAAAUCCGGCAGCGUCGCCAUGGCAGGGGCAGCGGCGGCGUCCUCCCAGAAGGGGCUGAGCAUGGGGAUGACAGGCUUCUUCCUCAUCGCUCAAAUGGCUGGGGCUGGAUUCCUUGCUCUACCCCGCGGACUGGCUGACACAGGCUGGUUGGGCAUAGGCAUGAUGGUUAUCUUCUGCGUGAGCGUGGCCUUCGUCGGGACGCGCCUCGGCCGCUGCUGGAUCAUCCUGGAGGAGCGAUGGCCGGAGCAGUACAAGUCGAAUGUGAGGCAGCCUUAUAUGGACAUUGCCGAGCGGUCCAUGGGGCCGACGGGCAGGAAGAUCACGCUCUGGUCCGUCAUCCUGAACCUCUACGGCAGCACCACGGUCCACAUGAUCCUGAUAUCCGAGAUGCUGGCGGCCGUGGUACAGCAGCAGACGGGGGAGUGCGUGUUGACCAAAUGCCACGUCAUUAUCAUCGUCGGGGUGUGUCUCAUCCCCCUCACGUGGCUAGGAUCCCCCAAGGACUUCUGGCAGGGGUCCAUUCUUGCGGUAGUGGCGACGAUCGUGGCGGUGGUCGUGAUAGUCAUUGAGAUCUUCGUGAACGGCGAGGACAUCGAGACGCCGUCCUACCCAAACCCUACCGUCGCCUCCUUCUCGCUGGGCUUCGGCGCCAUCCUCUUCGCCUUCGGAGGAGCCGCGGUGUUCCCGACCAUCCAGAACGACAUGGCGGACCGAUCACAGUUUUGGAAGAGUAUCAUUCUCGGCUUCAGUGGUAUCCUCUCGCUCUACAUGCCCGUUGCGCUGGUCGGGUACAUCAAGAUCGGCGACGCUGUGAAGAGUAACAUUCUCCUGAGCGUGGAUAUGACGAACGCGGUGCUGGUGGCUAUAUGCAUGGAGAUUGUCAACCUUUUGUGCACCUUCGUCAUCAGUUCGAACCCCGUGCACCAGUCUAUUGAGGAGCUGUUCCAUGUGCCUAACAAAUUCGGGCCCAAGCGAGUCCUGGUGCGGUCAAGCCUGGUCGCGGUGCAGAUACUGAUUGGUCUGGCGGUCCCAAAUUUCGGCACCAUUCUGAACCUGAUCGGCGGCUCCUUGAUAACGCUCUGCACCUUCAUCCUGCCCCCAGUAAUGUACAUGAAGCUGAUGGACGAUAAGAGCGAUAAGACGGGGAUUGAAAGGGUCAUUCCGCUGUGGGAGAGGGUGUACUUGUGUGAGGUGAUCGCCGUGGGACUGGUGGGAGGCGUGCUGUCAACUAUCACGGCCGUUUUUGACGUGGUUGAAGCUUCGUUUAAUAAUUCCUGUUUCACGUUCUUUAGUGUUUGUGAGGAGCUUGUGUGAUGGUGGUGGUGGUGGUGGUGGUGGUGAGGAAUGGAGGUGGUGGAGUGCAAUUGAUAGUGACAGGUGUGUGGUGUUGGUGGUAUUUAGAAGUGGUAGUGGUGAUUGUGAUAAGUACAGAAAUGGUGGUGAAAUGGUGACAUGUAUUGGUGGUGAUGGUGGUGGUGUUAUUUAAAGGUGGUGAUGAUGAUGGUGAUUGAAUGGUGUGUUUUGGUUAGGUGGUCUUGAUUGCAGGUGUGUGUGUGUGUGUGUGUGUGUGUGUGUGUGUGUGUUCAAUAGAGGAGAAACUAAAUAAAUGAAGGAGGAAAAUGAAGGAGGAAAUAUAAAAGAGGAAAAUGAAGGAGGAAAAGGAGGAAAAUUAAGGAGGAAAAUAAAGGAGGAAAUUGAUGGAGGAAAAUGAAAAAAAUAAAAAUGAUAAAAAAGAUGGCAACUGAAGGAGGAAAUAAAGGUGUAAAGAGGGGGGGAGGAAAUGAAGGAGGAAAAUGAGAGAGGAAAAUGAAGGAAGGAAAUGAAAAAAAAGAGGAAAUCAAAGAGUAAAGAGGAGGAGGAGAAUGUAGGAAAAUGAAGGAAAAAAUAGAAGGAAAAAAAAUGAAAAUGAAGAAAAAAGGAAAAUGAAGGGAAAAAAUGACGGAGAGGAAAAUGAAGGAGGAAAAUGAAGGUGUAUAGAAGAUGACGGCAUUAACCUUUACCUGUCCACUAAUUAAUAAAGGUGAGAGAGAAACGUGAGGGGUAUGUGUGUGUGUGUGUGUGUGUGUGUGUGUGUGUGUGUGUGUGUGUGUGUUUUCACAAGUACAAUAACUGAUUUACCUUUGUGUGUGUACCUGUGUAUGUAGGUGUGAGUGUGUGUGUACGUGUGUGUGUGUGUGUGUGUGUAUUAUAUAAGCAUUCUUACGUACAUGGCUCCAAACGCACAUGGAUUGAUUAUGUAUAUUCUCUCUCUCUCUCUCUCUCUCUCUCUCUCUCUCUCUCUCUCUCUCUCUAUCUAUCUAUCUAUCUAUCUAUCUAUCUAUCUAUCUGUAUAUAUGAAGUUGACUGACUAAAAAAAAUGUGUAUAUAAAAAAUGUAAUAAAAAUGUACGAUAAUUAUUUAAUGAAGUGAAAAAUGACGAGAAUAAAAGAAAUUCUGACUAUC